UAGUCUCAGGUGGGGCGGGAAAGCGGCGCGGGACGAGGUUUCCCCUCGGGCGGCGGCGGGGCUUUGCCAUGCGGGUGGGUUUGCUGAGGUUUCUGUGUUGCACGUACACGGAGCCGUCAGGGCCUGCCCUCUCAGUGGCGGCAGGCCUUCGACUGCCACUGGAAGGCGCCCUGGCCUCGCCGGGCCUGCCCCGCGGCCUGCCCUCACCUGCCCCUCUCGCCGUCUGCAGUGGUCGGGGCUUUGCCUCCCUCGGGCCUGGCAGAAGGAUAUAUGAGGGGAAUGAGAAUGGCUCUCAAAGAAAGGGGAAAAUUAGCUCCUGCAAGCAAAGCUGAAAGUUGUUCUCUUCUACUUGUUGGAAAGGAAAACUGAAGAUCUCAGAAUAUUUUGCAAGGAUUCAAAAGUUGUGGCUAGUCUACUCAUCUGAAUGAUGAGAUGAUGCCCUGUGAGACAGCAUAUCUCAGCUAGCUUCUACACUGCUGUCAGAAGUAAUCAGAGACACAGUCAACACUUCUGGGACUUGGCCCAGCAUCCUUCAGCACAUCUGAGCAGCAGCCAAACCAGGACUGGCUUCAGCUUCUUUGUACUCAACUCACCUUCCACAGGGAACUGAUAAAGCACUUCAGUGUCCUCCCAGCACUCCUGGUUCUGCUGUGCUUCCCCACGCCACGACAGCGCUGCCUUCCCAUCCUGCUUGGAGGCAGAAGAGUCCUUCUGCAGGCUUUGUUUGGAGCCAGCUGGCAAGAAAACUCCCGUUCCUUGUCACAGAGGUGUAUUGGAGGAAAAUGGGUCUUUCUGUAACUCUGGCACAGAUGCUGUGAGAUCACUAAUGAUGGCUAAGUAUUUUGCUGCUUUAUUGCUGAAAGGGGCUGAAGCGUUUAGACAUGAGUUGGUUGAUCAAGCCGAACAACACAAUAUCACAAUAUAACAGCAAAAGUGGCUUCAGUUGGAGAAAAUGUUUUAGGUGGAUGGUGUAUGAGUUACAGGGUGUCCAAAGCAGCCAUGGCCACCAAGAGUCUCAGCACUGAACUUGGACGAGGCAAAUCUAGUGUGCUUGUAAGGUAGUAUCACAGUGCAGAUCUGAUCUGAUGAAACCACAACUAAUACUGAUGCCUGCCUAUGAUGGGAAGAGAACACAGACCACAAACUUGGGAUUUCUGGCCUCUUAUUAGCGUUUCCAUGGUUUGGAAUGGAUAUCGGUGGAACAUUGGUUAAACUGGUCUACUUUGAACCUAAGGACAUUACUGCAGAAGAGGAACAGGAGGAGGUAGAAAACCUGAAAAGCAUUAGGAAAUACUUGACGUCCAAUACAGCCUAUGGUAAAACUGGCAUUCGCGAUGUCCAUCUUGAACUGAAAAAUUUGACUAUGUGUGGACGCAAAGGAAACCUGCACUUCAUCCGCUUUCCCAGCUGUGCCAUGCACAGGUUCAUACAGAUGGGUAGUGAAAAGAACUUCUCCAGUUUGCACACUACGCUCUGUGCCACGGGAGGUGGAGCUUACAAGUUUGAGGAGGACUUUAGAACGAUUGCUGAUUUACAGCUCCAUAAACUGGAUGAAUUGGACUGUUUGAUCCAGGGCCUCCUUUAUGUUGAUUCUGUUGGUUUCAAUGGCCAGCCAGAGUGCUAUUAUUUUGAAAAUCCUACAGAUCCUGAACAGUGCCAGAAAAAGCCUUACUGCCUUGAUAAUCCAUAUCCUAUGCUGCUGGUUAAUAUAGGCUCAGGGGUCAGCAUCCUAGCUGUGUAUUCUAAGGACAACUAUAAGAGAGUCACAGGAUCCAGUCUUGGAGGAGGAACAUUCCUGGGCCUGUGCUGUCUGCUGACUGGCUGUGAGACGUUUGAAGAAGCACUAGAAAUGGCCGCAAAAGGAGACAGCACCAAUGUGGAUAAGCUGGUGAAAGAUAUUUAUGGAGGAGACUAUGAGCGGUUUGGCCUUCAAGGGUCUGCUGUAGCCUCAAGCUUUGGUCAUAUGAUGAGUAAAGAAAAGAGAGAUUCCAUCAGUAAAGAGGACUUGGCCAGAGCUACUUUGGUCACCAUCACCAACAACAUAGGUUCUAUUGCUCGCAUGUGUGCAUUGAAUGAGAACAUCGACAAGGUGGUAUUUGUUGGCAACUUCCUCAGAAUUAAUAUGAUUUCUAUGAAGGUGCUAGCAUAUGCUAUGGAUUAUUGGUCCAAGGGACAGCUGAAGGCUCUGUUUUUGGAACAUGAGGGUUAUUUUGGAGCUGUUGGGGCUCUUCUAGAAUUGCUUAAAAUGACAGAUGAUCAGUGAUGAAGCUAUCUGAAGAGAUUCCUACUGCAGAUGCUGCUGGAUAAGAGUGAAAGCCACUACAAGGAUGGAAAUAGAAGCCAUUAUGGUAGUUCUACCUGCUGGAUUUGUAAAUAAUUUAAAAUUCUUCUAGCUGAUCUUUAACUUCUGGGUUUUGACCUUAUACUUCAGAAUUCAUACUGGGAAUAAUGAGAUUUUUUUUUUCUGUACACUGUAUUUUUUAGGGGAAAAAUGUGCAAAGUGGCCAAACAUACAGAUUUUAUGAGUUUAUUUUAAAAAGUGGAUACUGUUUAAUGUAGGACCUGUGCUAUGAAGCAUCUGCUUUUCUUCUGGGGUUUACUGAUCAGUGUGGUAAUUUUAACUUCAUUUAGUAAUCACUCUAGGAGAUUUUUUUAUCUUAUUUUCAUGACGUUUCAUGAUUUGUUCUUGGUUUCAAAUGAAACUACAAAGCUGAUGCGUUUUACUGUGAAAACUAGUCACUGAUUUUUUGCCUUUCCUUUCCUCAUUAGAUGAGACACUUUUUUAUUUAACAUACCCCCACCCUUCCAAAGAAUAAAUGUACAAGCUUUCUAUGACUACAUGGGUUUCUUGGCAAGACUGCAAGAAAACUUGGCGGGGGCAGGGGGUUUAAGAUUGUAAUUUUUUAGUAGUCAUGACUUGCAACAGGAACAAACUGCUAACUGGUUUUGCAAGACUAAUUCUCUUCUACAGUAAAAAUUUCAAGCAAGAAGCAUACUAAAACUUGAAUUAUUGGCUUGACACUAAAAUUAAAUCCUGUUUCUGUUGAAAAUCUCUGAUCUAUAUGAAGAAUUCUGUACUACAGAUGUUAUUUAUAUGGUCCAUACUUGGCAUUAGAUGACAAAGGGAAGAGAUUGUUUUCAUUUGUUUGAAGACUGUUCCGUAGUCUGCAGUUUUUAACUUGAUCUUAAUCAAAAACAACUGAUAACUGUGUUAUUCAAAGCCCAGUUUCUAAAACUACAAAAACACUGACUAAUCUAUUUUCUGGUUUUAAGUUAAUGUUAGCUUUCACUCCAGGACACUAAGAUUCAAGUGUUUAUUCUAAUACGGUAUUUUCUGCCUUUUUCUUAUUUGUGGACCUCUCUAGAUUUUUUUUCUUUUCAUAUUGAAUUGAGGCUCCUUUGAAAUCUAUGUACUUAGAUUGCUGCAUAGCAUGUAUAAACAUGUUUUUCUUGGACACCGUGAGGGCUCACAAAUCAGAGGCUGAAAACCAGUCCAUAAAUUAUUUUGUCUUGCAAAACUAUAUGUGAUGUCACAUAAUGUAAAGGGCUCAUCAGAGGGACAUUAUAAAAUUCAGACACAUGUGUUAUCCAGUAUAUUUUUAGAAGGGGCUUUCUUUCACUUUUUUAAUAGUCAUUAAUUUCCGUAUCUCCCAAAUGUUGAAAUAAAUUAAUAUUAACUGAUGUGUUAACUUGUCUGAUGGAAAUAAAGACCACUACUGUUUUGACGGUUUUAA
Tyto alba (common barn owl) is the source of this 3734-nucleotide messenger RNA. RefSeq names its product pantothenate kinase 1 (gene PANK1). The record is from RefSeq and is a predicted model, not a curated record. Gene Ontology annotation, molecular function: ATP binding; pantothenate kinase activity. The transcript is spliced from 12 exons. Gene Ontology annotation, biological process: coenzyme A biosynthetic process. The coding region runs from base 1187 to 2263 and encodes 358 amino acids. Lineage: Eukaryota; Metazoa; Chordata; Aves; Strigiformes; Tytonidae. Gene Ontology annotation, cellular component: cytosol; nucleus.